Molecule: messenger RNA, 5596 nt
Organism: Microplitis demolitor
Lineage: Eukaryota; Metazoa; Arthropoda; Insecta; Hymenoptera; Braconidae
Gene: unk
Product: RING finger protein unkempt
Exons: 11
Coding region: 1322-3742 (806 amino acids)
Molecular function (GO): metal ion binding
Source: RefSeq, a predicted model, not a curated record
GAGUAAACAAUAGAUUAUGUAAAGUCACCGGGUGAUUAUAUCAACGUGUAUGAGAAAUAGUUUAUUACUCAAUAGUGCUUCAAAUAUUAACACUAAGUGCAGUAAAAAUUAAUAGACAAGCAUCAGGUGGGAUAUUUAAAUAUUAUUGUGUGUUCUAUCACAUAAAUUUUAAAUUAUCACUUGACACGCAAUGAGUGCAGACUGUGUACUUCAGGACCUCAGAGGAUCAUCAUCAUUAAUUAUCAAUAGUAAAAAAAAUAAAUAAAUGAACAAAUUCGAUUGUUAAUAAAAUAAACAAAAGACAAGUAUUUGAAAAUUUAUUUAAAAAUGACAGCAAUAAUUAUUUGAAAAUGAACAAUGAAAAUGACAGUAAUAAUUUUUUAAAAAAUCUAACUGCGUAGAUAACGAAAGUUAAUAAAAGGGUCCAACGUAACAUCAAGGACAAAGACUCGCAUCGGGACGUGGGUUAAUCAAUAAUAUAGCAACCCUACGCAGCAAAUACUCAGGAGAGUCCUUACAAGAUUUGUGUGCGUACUCAUAUACACACACAGAGAACACGAGUUGUUUACUUCAGGGUGGAUCAUAACACGGAUGACCUUGAAAAGACGAUCCAGGGUCACAUGACAAAGUUUCUCACUGCGAUUGGCGCGCGGUCGGUAAUUUCUUUCUGCGUACAUCUCACAGCGCACCGAAUAUCAGCGCCAUCCAUCUUUUUUUCAAAACCAGCUGCCUAAGCGCGCGCAUCCUUUUCAAUGCGCACGCGCUUUUAUAUUUGAAUGCGCACGCGCGGAUUUUUGAUUUAACUGUGUGAGUUACACACACACGUGUCGCGUAUGUGUUCCGUGUACACAAAGAAAUAAUUUUAGUCUUUCUACUUGGUUUGGUUGUCGCUGGUCGUCGUACUUCCUCCCACCGGUCGCUCAAGUGAGUUUGUGUGAAUUGUUGUGCGUAUAUAUAUAUAUAAAUAUAUUCGAUCUCAUAUUUGCGUGUAGUUUGUUAAUACAUAUAUGUACACUAGUAAAAAGUAAAACGACCAACAACCUCCAGCACAACACAACGUUUUUAAUGUGUACUAAUAUCUAAGUACGGUAGUGUUACAAUACAAGUAAAGUUAUAAAUAAAUGAUAUAAAAAUGUAAAAUUUAGUAUUUACAGAUUUAUAUUUAAUUAAAAUAAUAAUAAAGUGUAAUAAUUAGUGCGUGUGUAUUUAUAUAUAUGUUAAAGUCGGAGUAUCGCGCGCGCGUGUUGUGUUUUGUGUUACGGCGGCUGUGGCAGCGGUCACGACGCCGCUGGUGUUUUUGUGUUGUCUUACGUCCACCAAGAUGAAGUCCGACUCAAAAUCUUUGUUGACAGCUCAAGCGGAAAAGGCGAAUCAUUACACAUACUUGAAGGAAUUUCGUGUCGAACAAUGUCCACUGUUUAUACAGCGAAAGUGCACACAGCAUCGGCCAUUCACGUGCUUCAACUGGCACUUUAUGAACCAGCGAAGACGCAGGCCAGUGAGAAAACGGGACCGCACCUUCAACUACAGCGCGGACAAUUAUUGCACAAAGUACGACGAGACUACCGGCAUAUGUCCCGACGGCGACGAGUGCCCAUUUUUACAUCGAACAGCCGGAGAUACAGAGCGGCGUUAUCACCUACGCUAUUACAAGACCUGUAUGUGUGUACAUGACACAGACACUAGAGGAUUUUGUGUUAAAAAUGGACCUCAUUGUGCUUUUGCACACGGGAAUCAUGAUCUACGUCCGCCGGUAUACGAUAUCAAAGAGAUUCAAGCCCUGGAAAAUCCCGACUCUGAUCCAAAUUCAUCCUCAAAUGGACCGAACAUUCUUGAUAAAGAGCGUAACUUGAUGAAUGAAGAUCCUAAAUGGCAAGACACUAAUUAUGUGCUCAGUAAUUACAAGACUGAGCCAUGUAAAAGACCGCCGCGACUAUGCAGACAGGGAUACGCGUGUCCUCAAUACCACAAUAGCAAAGACAAAAGACGUAGCCCACGUAAAUCAAAGUAUCGGUCAACUCCUUGUCCUAAUGUCAAACACGGGGAAGAGUGGGGCGAGCCAGGUAAUUGUGACCAGGGAGACAACUGCAUGUACUGUCACACUCGUACAGAGCAGCAAUUUCAUCCGGAAAUUUAUAAAUCAACAAAGUGUAAUGAUGUUCAGCAAGCUGGUUAUUGUCCUCGUGGCGUCUUCUGUGCAUUUGCACACGUUGACCGUGAGUUUACUCUCAUAAAUCUAUUGCCAACAGAAGACAUGGGCCUCGCACGGGAUAUGGCUGUUCCAAUUGAUUGCGGCACCAAUUUGGCAGAUCUACUCAGCAAUGCUCUACCUCCGGACAAGCGGUCACUCGACAAAGACAAACAACUCAGCGACAGCAGUUUCCUGGGAUUACAGAAUGGAAGCGGUGAAGUGUCAGAAUCAGCAAGUACAAGUAGUCUUGGUAGUAAUAAUUCACACAGUAAAGCACCUGGUGCACAAUUACAUAAUUCCAGUACAAAUAAUUCAACAAAUAAUUCAAAUCAGCAUAAACUAUCCAGUAUGCUAUUUAAUCCUAAUUCUUUUUUACAACUUAAUGAGUUACGAAAACAAGUAAUAGCAAUAGAAAAUGAUCCAAUUUUAACAAAAUCUGAAAAAUUACAACGCAAACAAAGUCUUGUGUUGGCUUAUAAUUUAAACGGAUCAUUGGGACACUCAUUAGGGUCAACGGUAUCACCUCUUUCGAGUAGUUCAUUUUAUCCAAAUGAUACUGUUGAAUCAGUAGUAGGUAACGCAUUGGACGAAUUGCAUUUAGACGACCCAUUAAAUUUAGUAGACUCAAUGCACCGAGACACCAGCUCUCCAAUAAGCAAUUCAAUAUCUGCGGGUCUCGCGAGCUCCGGAUUACUAGGUAGUUCUGCGCCAGUUAAUAUUCCCGGUAUGGCUGAACGCUCGGUUUUAUCAAAUUUUUCACCUUCUACGUCCAGUCCAUUACAGCAUCUACAAUCCGCUGGAUUUUUAACUGGAUCGAGAUUUUCUCACCAAGAUCCAAUCGAAUCUACGAUGCCAUUUUUGAGUCACUCAGUAUCGGAUCCAUUUUCUAAUCAUAUAUCUCAACUAAGUAGUUCGACAUCAAAACUCAGUGGUUUUAAUAGUAGUCUAUUUGAUUUUGCAAAUCAAGGAUUAUCGCCAUCGCGUACACAGCCUUUAGGAGCAUCACCGCUUGUUAACGCAUUUUCAAUAAGCCCCAGUAAUUCUGGAUCACUGUCAGAGUUGCAGGUUCAGAGGUUGAGAGAAGAGUUGACUUCAAGUCGCGCACAACUGGCUACUUGGGAUGAGAGGAUAAAUCAAGCACGUGCUGCUUGCUCGGCUUGGCAAUUGGAGAGUGAAGAGGCUAAAAGAAAAGCGUCAGUUGCGGAACAACAGCGAGAUGAGGCACUGAUGCAAGUAAAAGCACUGAAAAAUGAGAAUGAAGCAGCUUCCUCAAGUGGCAAUUCACAUAUUCAUUCAAUGAAACGUAUUAGUAAUGAGCUACGAAAUUUGUCAAUAGGCGCAUUGAAAUCCAUUCAGUCACAGCUGCGUCAAGAGCUCGAGGAAGUUGAAAAAGUAUUGUAUCGAGAAACCGCGACCAAGUGUAUGGUUUGUGAGGAACAAAACCGUGCGGUGACUCUGUCGCCAUGUAAUCAUUACGUCGUAUGUUCAACGUGUGCUCCAAAUCAACGCGAGUGUCCAUACUGCCAGACCCCCGUUGUCUCAACCAGUUAAAUCGACUUAUUACCAGUACACUUAUUAUCUUCAUCGUCAUCAUCAUUACUAUUGUAAUUUUCUUCAAUACAUUCUUCUCGGUACUGUUACCACUAGUGUAGCAGUACGAUAACAAAAAAAAGUCAUAACAAGUUCGCGCUACGUCAAUUGAAACAAGUGUGACUAAAAUACUGUUAUGAUUUAGUUUCGCUUAUUCAAUUUAACGUGAAUAUGAAUUUAUUAAAUGUGACAAACACUUGCGGCUGUCAUUUGCAGAAUCGUAAGUCAGUUAAUAAAAAAUAAACAGUGACAAGAGGCUUAAAAACAUUUGUUUAAGUCAUCAUUUUUAUAAUUUUUUAUUUACUUUCAAUUCACAUCUGACUAAUUGAGGCUGUCAGAAUUUUUUUUUUUUUUUUUUUUUCUACCGAGACCAAGUCUCAGUGAAGUUUAAUGUGCUAAUUAAAAUAAAAACAAAAGUAAAUUUUAAAUUCUUAGGAAUUGAUUAAAUAAAAAAAUAAAACAAAGUAUAUAUAUAUACAUAUAUAUUUAAAAAAACUUGUACACUGACACAAUAAUCAGUACAAUGAUAAUAGUCUGAUGGUUAAUUUUUUGAAUGGGAAAUAAAUGAUAAUAAUUAUAACAAUUAAUUAUUAUAAUAAUAAUUAAUUAUUUAAAGCGCAACAAAAAAGUUUAAGAAAAUGUUAUUAGUAAAUUAAGCCGUAAGAUGUUUCGGUAUUUAUAAUAAUAAUAAUAAUAAUAAUAAUAUAUAAUAAUUAAUAAUUACAGUCAUGUUUUCAUAAGAAAACUCCUCAUGUCACGUGCAGAUUUAUCAAACUAAUUAGAUUUAAGUAGUAAUUUCUUAAAGUAUUAACACAUUUCUUUUUUUACUCAUCGGUACAAGGGGUUUUACGUAAAUCAAUAAUGAUUUAUUUAUUUUAAUAGCUUUUUUUUAUCACAAUUAGUAUAUUUUCUUAUAUUAAUAUUUAAUAAUAAUAAUAAAUAAUAUUUUAGAUAGGCGGUUUUAAAAUUCAAAUUAAUAUUAUAUUUUUAAUUUAAUAAUUAACUAAUUACUAUAUUAUAUAUUUAUCCAUUUAAUUUUUUUCUUUACUUAUUUGUCUAAAAUGUUUUAAUUUAUGAGUUUAUAAUUAUAAUUAUUUUUCAAAUUUCAAUAUAAAAGUAAUUGUUUUUUAAUAGGAAUAAAUUGAACUUGAAUUGAUAGUUAGUGUAAAGAAUAAAUUAGAGUGUGGUUUAGCAGGAAAAAAAAUUGUGCACAUUUAAUAGUAAGUCUUAAAAUGUAAUAAUAAUUUAUUAGUUAAUUAAUUUUUUUUUUAAAUAAAUAAUAAAAAAAGGCGGGUGUUUAGAAUUUUUAAAUUUAAAAAAUCAAAAAUAAUAAAUUAAUACAAUGAACUGAUAAUAAAUAUAUAAUAAUUAUAUUUUUUCAAUUGAUAUAAUGGCUAUUGAAACAUCUUACGAUUUAAUUUAUUUUAUAACAAUUACUGAUAUGAAUUGAAAAUAAUAAUAAUAAUAAUUAAUAGAACUGCUGAUAUUUUUAACGAGAACUUACCUCGCUUGUUUGAAUAAAUUAAUAUUUACUAUACUAAUUAAUAGGAAGGGAAAAAUAAAUUAAGGUAUCAAGAAAUACUAGAAACAAAAUGAUAUAUAUAUGAAAUUUAUAAUAAUAAUAAAUGAGUAAAAGUAUGGAGGAAUAAAAUAAUUUUGAAAAUGCAGUUGUUAACCACUACGAUAAAAAAAAAGAAAAUAUUGAAAUUAAUAUUAAUAAAUUAAUUACAAAUGAAUAUUGUUUAAGGUAUAUUUAAAUAAUUAGCAUAGAUAGGAACGUUAUUAUCAAAUUUUUUCCUCAUAGACAUUUAAUGU